This is a messenger RNA of Selaginella moellendorffii, 2276 nucleotides long. Its product is annotated as probable serine/threonine-protein kinase PBL7. Gene Ontology annotation, biological process: protein phosphorylation. Gene Ontology annotation, molecular function: ATP binding; protein kinase activity. Lineage: Eukaryota; Viridiplantae; Streptophyta; Lycopodiopsida; Selaginellales; Selaginellaceae. Bases 843 to 2093 code for a protein of 416 amino acids. The record is from RefSeq and is a predicted model, not a curated record. The transcript has 7 exons.
GACGAAAGAGAAAAGAAAAGUUUUUCUUACACGAAUCAUCCCUCCUGCGACUGACCCUCAAGAAUUCUCGUGGACAGUUUUACAAUUCCCUCCAAUGCAGCUGCCAUGCACAUUGAAUGAUCCAGUCCAUUUCACGUCGUGCGAGCUCCAAAGAACGAGAGAAAGAAGACGAACAAGGAGAAGAGGGCGUUUCUUUUUUGCUUUUAACAUUCUAGAGAGCUCAGCUCGGCAAUCACAUCACACCCCGUUCUCGCGAUUCAAAAGCUCUUUUGUUGUGUUGCUGUGGUGGUGCAUUCGGCGACACCGCGAGCGAAACAUCGAGCGCCCAGCGUCAGUGUGAGCACAGGUAAAUCCACUCGCCGCCCCGGCUAGCUCCAAGCGAUUUAACAAUCGCCCACAGGACAAAACCGCGGAGGAAGUCCAAGUUCUUGCAAAUGCCCCGGCCGGGCAUUUGCCGCGGUAACGCGGUAGAGCGGCAGUAAUUUCUGACCAGAGUCACGUGUGUGUCCUCGGCUCACAAAAGCGUCCAAGGAGUGCUCUUGGCGCUUUGCUCCAUAUAGCUUCGUGGGCAUCAUCGCUGAUCACACGGCGAUCUAGCAACGCGACAGUCUUCCAGGAGAGAGCUAUGGAUCUGUAGCGAGCGAGCAAGGAAGAACCACUUUGGGUCUCUCAAGAUCAGGAAAAAGGAAGCUUUGGAGAAGAGCUCGCUUGGAACUAACGCAAUGCUGGUGCUCUAAAGCUCACAAUGCUCAUAGACAUAGCUAGGAGGAAGAAGAGGAAGAACAGGGAAGGAAAAGCUGGAACUUUGCUGGGAGGCAAGGCCCUCUAAGCUUCCAACUAGAAUGAGGAGGGUCUUGGUGGAGCUCGCCGGUGAUAACACCUCGGAGGACAACCUUGUGCUUAUCAUCGCCAUUAUCAUCGCUUCCGCGGCUCUCGUCCUUGUAGCCAUCGCGUUUGCGUACUACUGCUAUCUUCGACACAAAGCUCGAGCUCCUCGACAAGAAGUGGCCGAGCCGGCAAAGAGCGUGACCAGCCAGUCAAUUUCCCUCUCUAGACGCUCUAGCUACAAUGGAUCGACGAGCGAAGCACAGGUUUUCACUUACAAGCAAAUGCAGGCCGCUACAAACAACUUUACUACGUCCAACGAAGUCGGGCAAGGCGGAUUUGGCAGUGUUUUCCGGGGUGUUCUUCCCGACGGUAGAACUGCGGCAAUCAAGCAGCUCGAUCGAGGGGGCAAACAGGGUGACCGAGAGUUUCGAGUAGAGGUUGACAUGCUGAGCAGACUACACUCUCCACACUUGUUGGAACUCAUCGGAUAUUGCGCUGAUCAAGAACACAGGCUGCUUGUCUACGAGUUCAUGCCAAACGGAAGCGUCCAAGAACACCUACACUCGGAUGGAACCAGUGGUAGGCCACCGAUGCUCGACUGGGACACUCGAAUGCGCGUAGCUCUUGACGCUGCUCGAGGCCUCGAGUACUUGCACGAGAUGGUGAGCCCUCCCAUAAUUCACAGGGAUUUUAAGAGCAGCAACAUCCUCCUCAACGACAAGUAUAACGCCAAAGUUUCCGACUUUGGCCUCGCAAAGCUGGGCUCGGACAAAGCUGGGGGUCACGUCUCAACGCGGGUCCUGGGAACUCAAGGCUACGUAGCGCCCGAGUAUGCGUUAACUGGACACUUGACGACCAAAUCCGAUGUGUAUAGCUUUGGAGUGGUUCUGCUGGAGCUUCUCACGGGUCGUGUUCCUGUGGACAUGAAACGACCGCCAGGCGAAGGAGUUCUCGUCUCUUGGGCAUUGCCACGGCUCACAGACAGGAACAAGAUGGUAGAGAUCAUCGAUCCGAGGCUGAACGGACAGUUUGCAAUGAAAGAUUUGAUACAGAUCGCAGCUAUUGCUGCUAUGUGUGUCCAACCCGAGGCCGAUUACAGGCCAUUUAUCACAGACGUUGUGCAAUCGCUAGUUCCUCUCAUCAAGCACAACCGGCCGAUGAGAGUGUUGAGCAGCCCCAGCUUUCUCCACGCCAUCGUCACUGUAAAAUCCUCAUCUGCCGAGAGUGGAAGUAGCGACUGCCGAUCUUCUCACGUUUCGUUUUGACAAACCUCUUGUCACUCUUUCAUUGUUUUGUCAAUCAAAAGCAACAGAAUUUGCGUGAAAAGAACAUCCUCGAUCGCUUUUCUCCUCGAGCAGACUGUAAGUUACCAUCUAGCUUAUAGUGCUCAAGGAUUGUAAUGGGCGAAAGAAAGUUCUCUUUAUUGUGAAGCCUGCUCGGAAGCUAAA